Didymodactylos carnosus is the source of this 744-nucleotide messenger RNA. The record is from the annotation of a GenBank genome assembly. Lineage: Eukaryota; Metazoa; Rotifera; Eurotatoria; Philodinida; Philodinidae.
AUGCCACAUCUGUCUUCAUGUAAAUUGGUCAAGGUUAAAGAUGAUUAUUGUGACAUUAAUAUCGAGUGGUAUAAAGGGGAACAAUCAACAAUUUCUAUUCGUCCACAAGAUCGGGAAAUUUAUCAUCCACACGUCGGAGAAGCGAUCAUAUCGGUUACCGCAUAUCCAUUCCUAACAAAACACGACCUCAAUGAAACACGAUGGACCCAUACUGUUCUAUAUCAUUGUAAUAUGGACAAAUGUAAUCAUCCCGAUAAACUCUACGCACUGUUGAAAUCUGUCACAUCCGUCAGAAAGUUUGAACAAAUAUUACCCAUGUUAAUUUCAAGUACCACGACGAAUCAACCGUUAAACUGUUAUAGAUAUACGAAUUCUAGCUAUUCAUGCGAUAUACACGCAAACCGUUUAUCGUGUUCUGGUUCUUGCUUAGGAAUAUGGGAUAAAAAUGGAAUAUGUGCAAUGUGUGACAACGAGGUUUCAUAUCAGCAUCCACAGAUUUUCAUGGCCGAAAGCAUUUAUAUACUAGCUAACCGUACACGUGAACAACGUGUUCUACUAGCAUGCACUGCGUCGAUGUGCAAUUCGCUUGAAAAUACACGACGAAUAUUGCAAGCGCAUAACAAUGAAUUCGAUAUUGACACAUUUUUAUAUAACGUACAGCUUGUGAGUAACGGAGCAUAUGAACCUAAAGUGGUACUGAUAUUGACGGUUGUCUACGUUUUUGCCUUACAGAAACUCAGCUGA